AUGGCGCCUCUGCCCAUCAAGUUUACCGAGGUGCUGCAGCUCACCAGCAUCGGUGUUGACAGCAGUGCCAUCGGCUUCAACUCUUGCACUUUAGAAUCAGAUUCCUUUAUUUGCAUUCGCGAAAAGAAGAGCGAAGCCGCCCAACCCGAAGUCGUCAUCGUCGACCUCAAGAACGGCAACAAUGUUGUCCGCCGCCCUAUUAAGGCCGAUAGUGCCAUCAUGCACUGGACCCGCCAAGUCAUCGCGCUGCGAGCCCAAUCACGAACCCUUCAGAUCUUCGACCUCGAGCAGAAGGCAAAGCUCAAGUCAACGACGAUGAAUGAGGAUGUCGUAUACUGGAAGUGGAUCAGCGAGACUACCAUCGGCUUGGUUACCGACUCGGCUGUCUACCACUGGGAUGUCUUUGACGCCAACCAGGCCGCCCCAGUUGAGGUUUUCAAGCGGAAUCCUAACCUGAACGGUUGCCAAAUCAUCAACUACCGGGCUAAUGUCGACGGCAAGUGGAUGGUCGUUGUUGGCAUCUCCCAGCAACAAGGACGUGUAGCCGGCUCGAUGCAGCUCUACUCCAAGGACCGGGGCAUCAGCCAGGCCAUCGAGGGCCACGCCGCCGCCUUUGGCACCACGCGCCUCGAUGGUGCACCCCAAGAUACAAAGCUUUUCACAUUUGCCGUCCGGACGACCACGGGCGCAAAGCUGCACGUUGUUGAGGUGGACAAGCCAGAUGCCAACCCUGCCUUUGCCAAGAAGGCUGUUGAUGUCUUCUUCCCUCCAGAGGCCACCAACGACUUCCCCGUCGCUAUGCAGGUCUCCCAAAAGUAUGGUGUCAUCUACCUCGUCACCAAGUACGGCUUCAUUCACCUGUACGACCUCGAGACUGGCACCUGCAUCUUCAUGAACCGCAUUUCCAGCGAGACGAUCUUCACAACCUGCCCCGAUUCGGGAUCUGCAGGCAUUAUCGGAAUCAACCGAAAGGGCCAAGUACUCUUUGUGACUGUUGAUGAUGCCACUAUGAUUGAGUACCUUCUUCAGAACCCCGCCAACACGGAGCUUGCCAUCAAGAUGGCCUCUCGAGCCGGUCUCCCUGGCGCAGAUAACCUCUAUGCCAGGCAGUUCGAGCAAUUAUUCAAUGCCGGCAACUUUAUGGAGGCCGCCAAGGUUGCCGCUGGUUCACCGCGUGGCUUCCUCCGGACGCCGGAGACGAUUGAGAAGUUCAAGCGUCUCCCUCAGGCUCAGGGACAAAUGUCCUUCAUCCUGCAAUACUUCGGCAUGCUCCUCGACAAGGGAGCCCUCAACAAGCACGAGACGCUCGAGCUGGCACAGCCUGUGCUGGCCCAGAACCGAAAGAACCUCCUCGAGAAGUGGCUCAAGGAAGGCAAGCUCGAGUGCUCGGAGCAGCUCGGUGACAUGGUGCGCCCGCACGACCUGAACAUGGCCCUCACGAUCUACCUCAAGGCCGAGAUCCCCUACAAGGUCGUCGCCGCCUUCGCCGAGACUGGCCAGUUCGAUAAGAUCCUGCCGUACGCUGCCCAGACCGGCUACCAGCCCGACUGGAUCCAGCUGCUGCAGCACAUCGUCCGUGUCAACCCCGAGAAGGGCGCCGAGUUUGCUACCUCUCUCGCUAACCACGAGGGUGGCUCUCUUGUCGACAUCGAGCGGGUUGUGGACGUUUUCCAGUCCCAGGGCAUGGUACAGCAGGCCACCGCCUUCCUGCUCGAUGCUCUCAAGGAGAACAAGCCGGAGCAGGGUCACAUGCAGACUCGCCUGCUCGAGAUGAAUCUGAUGAACGCUCCUCAGGUCGCGGAUGCCAUCCUCGGUAACGACAUGUUUUCGCACUUCGACAAGAACAGGAUCGCUACGCUCUGCGAGCAGGCUGGUCUUUCCCAGCGAGCUCUGGAGCUGUACGAGGAUCCCGCCGCUGUCAAGCGUGUUGUCGUCAACAUCGCAGGCACCCCCAACUUCAACCUGGACUGGCUGACCAACUUCUUUGGCAAGCUGUCUGUUGAGCAGUCGCUCGACUGCCUCGACGCCAUGAUGAAGACCAACAUCCGCCAGAACCUGCAGUCUGUGGUGCAGGUUGCGACCAAGUACUCGGACCUGCUUGGCCCUACGCGUCUCAUCGAUCUCUUUGAGAAGUACAAGACCGCCGAGGGUCUCUUCUACUACCUGGGCAGCAUUGUCAACCUCUCCGAGGACGCCGAUGUGCAUUUCAAGUACAUCGAGGCUGCCACCAAGAUGGGCCAGUUCAACGAAGUGGAGCGCAUCUGCAGGGACAGCACCCAUUACAACCCGGAGAAGGUCAAGAACUUCCUCAAGGAGGCUCACCUUAACGAGCAGCUGCCUCUGAUCAUUGUUUGCGACCGGUUCAACUUUGUCCACGACUUGGUCCUGUACCUGUACAAGAACCAGCAGUUCAGCUCCAUCGAGACCUACGUUCAGCGGGUCAACCCCAGCAGGACGCCGGCCGUUAUCGGCGGUCUUCUCGAUGUUGACUGUGACGAGAACAUCAUCAAGGGCUUGUUGAACAGUGUCAACCCUGCCUCGAUUCCCAUCGAUGAGCUCGUCUCCGAAGUUGAGACCCGCAACCGCCUCAAGUUGCUGCUGCCCUUCUUGGAGGCCACCCUUGCGGCCGGCAACCGGCAGCAGGCCGUCUACAAUGCUCUGGCCAAGAUUUACAUCGACUCGAACAACAACCCUGAGAAGUUCCUUAAGGAGAACGACCAGUACGACUCGCUCAUUGUCGGUAAAUACUGCGAGAAGCGCGACCCGAACCUGGCAUACAUUGCCUAUCGCAAGGGCCAGAACGACCUCGAGCUGGUCAACAUCACCAAUGAAAACUCGAUGUACAAGGCCCAGGCCCGCUACCUCCUCGAGCGUGCCGAUCGCGAGCUGUGGAGCUUCGUGCUCAGCGAGAACAACAUCCACCGCCGCUCUGUGGUCGACCAGGUUAUCUCCACUGCGGUCCCCGAGUCCACGGACCCGGCCAAGGUUUCGGAGGCCGUCGCUUGCUUCCUCAAUGCCGACCUGCCCGCCGAGCUCAUUGAGCUGCUGGAGAAGAUUGUUCUCGAGCCUUCGCCCUUCAGCGACAACGAGAACCUGCAGAACUUGCUCAUGUUCACCGCUGCCAAGGCUGACAAGGCCCGCGUCAUGGAUUACAUCCACCGCCUCGAGCACUUCAACGCGGAGGAAAUCUCCAAUGUCUGUAUCGAGGUCGGCCUCUUCGAGGAAGCCUUUGAGAUCUUCAAGAAGAUUGGCGACAAGACCAGCGCGGUCAACGUUCUCGUCGACCACGUCGUUAGCAUCGACCGCGCCCAGGCCUACGCUGAGGAUGUCGAUCUGCCUGAGGUCUGGAGCAAGGUGGCCAAGGCCCAGUUGGACGGCCUCCGCGUCAGCGACUCUAUCGAGUCGUACAUCAAGGCCGAGGACCCCAAGAACUACGAGGAGGUCAUCGAGAUUGCCACGCAUGCCGGCAAGAACGAGGAUCUCAUCAAGUACCUGCGCAUGGCCCGCAAGACUCAGCGCGAGCCGGCCAUCGACACGGCCCUCGCCUUCUGCUAUGCCCGCCUGGACAACCUGCCCGAGCUUGAGGACUUCCUGCGGGGCACCAACGUCGCCAACAUUGAGGAGUCUGGUGACAAGGCCUACUCCGAGGGUCUCUUCGAGGCCGCCAAGAUCUUCUUCACCAGCAUCUCCAACUGGGCCAAGCUCGCCACCACCCUCGUCCACCUCGAGGACUACCAGGCUGCUGUCGAGUGUGCCCGCAAGGCCAACAACAUCAAGGUCUGGAAGGAGGUGCACGAGGCCUGCGUGGAGAAGAAGGAGUUCCGCCUGGCUCAGAUCUGCGGUCUCAACCUGAUUGUGGACGCCGAGGAGCUCUCGACGCUGGUGAAGCAGUAUGAGCGCAACGGCUACUUUGACGAGCUCAUCAACCUGCUCGAGCAGGGUCUGGGCCUGGAGCGUGCGCACAUGGGCAUGUUCACCGAGCUCGGCAUUGCCCUGUCCAAGUACCACCCUGAGCGCCUGAUGGAGCACCUGAAGCUCUUCUGGAGCCGGAUGAACCUGCCCAAGAUGAUCCGCGCCUGCGAGGAAGCCAACCUGUGGCCGGAGCUCGUCUUCUGCUACUACCACUACGAUGAAUUCGACAAUGCUGCCCUGUCGGUCAUGGAGCGUCCCGAGAACUCUUGGGAGCACCAGCAGUUCAAGGAGAUCAUCGUCAAGGUGGCCAACCUGGAGAUCUACUACAAGGCCAUCAACUUUUACCUGGAGCAGCACCCUUCGCUCCUCACCGACCUUCUGCAGGUGCUCACGCCUCGCAUCGACGUUAACCGCGUCGUCCGUCUGUUCCAGAAGUCGGACAACCUGCCGCUGAUCAAGCCGUUCCUGCUCAAUGUGCAGACGCAAAACAAGCGGGUGGUCAACGACGCCAUCAACGAUCUCCUCAUCGAGGAGGAAGACUACAAGACGCUCCGUGACUCUGUCGAGAACUACGACAAUUAUGAGCCUGUUGAUCUCGCGUCGCGUCUGGAGAAGCACGACCUGGUCUUCUUCCGCCAGAUUGCCGCUAACAUCUACCGCAAGAACAAGAGGUGGGAGAAGUCGAUUGCGCUCUCGAAGCAAGACAAGCUGUGGAAGGAUGCCAUUGAGACGGCCGCAAUCUCAGCUAAGACCGAUGUUGUUGAAGACCUUCUCCGCUACUUUGUCGAUAUUGGCAACCGCGAGUGCUACGUGGGUAUGCUCUAUGCCUGCUACGAUCUCAUCCGCCCCGAUGUCGUCCUGGAGAUGUCGUGGCGCCACGGCCUGAACGACUUCACCAUGCCGUACUUGAUCAACCUCAUGUGCCAGCAGACCAAGGAGAUCUCGAUCCUCAAGGCGGACAAUGAGGCCCGCAAGGCCAAGGAGAAGGAGCAAGAGAAGGUGGAGGACAACACGCCCAUCCUGGGAGGUGGCAGGCUGAUGAUCACGGCCGGGCCGUCGGGCAACGCGGGCCAGGCUUCGCCUGCGCCGUUUGCCGGAGCCAACGGAUUCGUUCCUCAGCCUACCGGCUACGGUUACUAG
Thyridium curvatum is the source of this 5052-nucleotide messenger RNA. RefSeq lists its product as uncharacterized. NCBI's taxonomy places the organism in Eukaryota, Fungi, Ascomycota, Sordariomycetes, Thyridiales, Thyridiaceae. Gene Ontology annotation, cellular component: clathrin complex; clathrin coat of trans-Golgi network vesicle; clathrin coat of coated pit. The coding region runs from base 1 to 5052 and encodes 1683 amino acids. The record is from RefSeq and is a predicted model, not a curated record. Gene Ontology annotation, biological process: receptor-mediated endocytosis; intracellular protein transport; Golgi to endosome transport. Gene Ontology annotation, molecular function: clathrin light chain binding; structural molecule activity. The transcript has 4 exons.